AUGUUUCACGUAUGCGAGCCUGUCGCACGCAGGUCCGCACCGCACGACGGUCCGCGAGUCACUGAACUGCCUACCGCGCCCCGUCGCGCGCCCGACGCGCGCUUAUUUUUAUUCCGCCCCGAAACUAAUGUUAUCAUUAUCAAACGCCUCGGAAUGGAUGCGUUCGGGAAUCGGCCGAGAGCGGCCGAGCGCGGCCGAACACUCCCGAAGCUUGCCGAGGCUUCGCGGCCGCCGGCGAGGUCGGAGCGCGGGAAGCGUCGCGAGCAAGCACCCAGACCAAAGAUCACCAAAAGACCAAGCCAAAGAGCACCAAAAGACGGAAUAUCACUGCUCAACAGUAUCAUCGCCCCGGGACAAUACGCAUCGACCUUCUUGCAUUUCAGGUCUGCGUUGGCGAAAGGCACCAUUGCCAUCACCGAGGGCGUACAACAGCCCCGGAAG
Messenger RNA from Iphiclides podalirius (scarce swallowtail), 441 nucleotides. Lineage: Eukaryota; Metazoa; Arthropoda; Insecta; Lepidoptera; Papilionidae. The record is from the annotation of a GenBank genome assembly.